This is a messenger RNA of Eimeria necatrix, 762 nucleotides long. RefSeq lists its product as hypothetical. The record is from RefSeq and is a predicted model, not a curated record. NCBI's taxonomy places the organism in Eukaryota, Apicomplexa, Conoidasida, Eucoccidiorida, Eimeriidae. Bases 1 to 762 code for a protein of 253 amino acids. The transcript has 2 exons.
AUGCCACUCAAGGCUUUUGCUUUACCAACUCUUGGGGUGGUAGCGCUUUUACUGGAGGUCCUUCCAGCAUCCGAAUACUCUAGCGGUAGCUUUAAUAUGUGUAAAAACGCAAAUCUGCAGAAGCAAAAGCAAGACGAGCUAAAUAAACAGGAAGACGAGGUUGAGGACUGCAACCCCGCUCCCCUAAGUGAUGCUGCUGCGAUUAAACGUGACAAAAUUCGAUGCGACCAGACACAGCAGUUGCUGGUGCUCGGGCGAAAGCAGCAUGUUCUGAAGAGACAAAUGCGCAAGGGACUGCUUUCUUGGAGCGAAGUGGCCAGCUGGAAACUAACUCACAUUGAGGUUCAGCGACUCUUCUUGCGCAUAGUUCAGUUGAAGGUGCCGCCCCCCAUUGCGGCCUUGCUUUCAUCCGAGCGGCAAGUUCAGGAAUUCCUACGACUCCUUGAAGCAGCAAUCGUUGUUCCUCUGAAAGAGCAGCAGCAGCUUGUGGGGAUAACUGUGGAGACACAAGAGCAGCAGCAGGUCGGGCAGCCAUACUCUUUGUCAGGCGAUGACUCGCCUGCUAUCCGGAGCGAAGCCACUUGCUCGGCCGUGCAAAUAGGUGACGGGGAAAACUUGAGAUGCUUUUGGCAGGGAUACUGUGGCACAUUAAUGCAAAGGGAGCUGCGCGAUUUGCCUUUGAUUUUACAUGAGGCGCUAAAACCUGAUACAGCGGAGAUGGAUGAUGAAACUGCGAGUGAAAGUAGCACUCCAGCUGCUUAA